Messenger RNA from Caenorhabditis remanei, 1209 nucleotides. RefSeq lists its product as uncharacterized. The transcript is spliced from 5 exons. Gene Ontology annotation, molecular function: DNA-binding transcription factor activity; zinc ion binding; sequence-specific DNA binding. The record is from RefSeq and is a predicted model, not a curated record. Lineage: Eukaryota; Metazoa; Nematoda; Chromadorea; Rhabditida; Rhabditidae. The coding region runs from base 1 to 1209 and encodes 402 amino acids. Gene Ontology annotation, biological process: regulation of DNA-templated transcription.
AUGACAGUAUCCGAUUGCGAAAUAUGUGGACAAGCUGCUCAUGGAAAUCAUUUCGGUGUUCUAAGCUGUCGCGCCUGUGCCGCGUUUUUUCGAAGAGCCACACUUAACCCCAAGAAAAAACUGAAUCUAAAUUGUAUUCAUGGUCAAAAUUUGGAAAUUCACAGAAAUGGAUUUUUCUCAUGUAAAAAGUGUCGCAUGAAGAGAUGCCUCGAUAAGGGAAUGGAUGCUUCUAAAUUCCAACUCGAUCGUGAUAUGAUUUCCAUGGCGGUGGUUCCCACUAAAACUCCAAUGAUAAUCCCUCAAACUUUGGCUACAUUCCUCGGAAGACCCAGUUUUUUGAUCUACUGCAAUGCUCAAGAUCCUUCUUCUCCUGGACCGACUAAAAAUCUAGUCGAUUGUAAUUACCUGCUGGACAGAGCGACUGAAAUUCUGAAAAACGGAAGUUGGAAACCAUUCAGUCCGGAAAUGAGCAGUCUAGAGAAAAUAUCAGUGGGAUUUGAGAAUAUGAGAAUUCUGAAAUCUUCAGAGCUUCAAUAUUUGAGUCAUAUGGGAAAGGAUCACACGAUGCUUUUCUGGGAACAAGAAAUGUUAAAUACGGCUGAAUGGCUUACCAAUUUCACUGAAUUCAACUCAUUGCCAAUUAAAGUUCAGAUGGAAGUGGUCAAAUCCAUUUGGAAAACUUACGGAAGAUUUGAGAAGCUAGCAAAAACUGCAGAAUAUCGAAGGAAGAAGUUGUUUACAAACGAAAAUUUGUUUGUUGUUGGAGAUGAAGCAUGUUUGGACUCGGAAAACACUGAAGUUGAUGUUUCAUGGUUCACAAAUUACAGUUAUGAGCAGGUGUCCUAUUUCAUGGACUGCUUCCACAAUGAUAUGUUUCGUCAAAUCAUCAGAGAGUUUGAAACUCUUAAUCCUACAACUACUGAACUAAACUUCAUGCUUCUCCAAGUAUGUCUCCAACAAGCGGGCAAGAAACUGCAAGGUGACGUGGCAAAAGUGACUGACUAUUUACAAGAUGUCAUUGCUAAUCAGUUGCAUGACUACUACCUCAACGUGCGGAACAUGCCGAAUUACUCGGCGAGAUUGGCAAAAAUGAUGAAGGUGAAUAAUUUGAUGAGACAAGAUUUGAGAAGACAGGCGGAGAAAGGAGAGUUAGCGAUGACGUUUGAUGUGUUCAGUCUGACGUUUUCUCAUCCUGAGAUGAUGUGUUGA